Messenger RNA from Knipowitschia caucasica, 309 nucleotides. NCBI's taxonomy places the organism in Eukaryota, Metazoa, Chordata, Actinopteri, Gobiiformes, Gobiidae. The record is from the annotation of a GenBank genome assembly.
AUGGAGCAGAAGAAGAAGAAGGAGGAGAAGGAGAAGGAGGAGAAGGAGGAGAAGGAGACGAAGAAGGAGGAGAAGGAGAAGGAGGAGAAGGAGGAGAAGAAGGAGAAGAAGGAGAAGAAGAAGAAGAAGAAGGAGGAGAAGGAGAAGAAGAAGGAGAAGAAGGAGAAGAAGAAGAAGAAGGAGGAGAAGGAGAAGAAGAAGAGGAAGAAGAAUAAGGAGGAGAAGGAGAAGAGAGAAGAAGAAGAAGAAGGAGGAGAAGGAGACGAAGAAGAAGAAGGAGGAGAAGAAGAAAGAAGAGAAGAAGGAUAA